AUGUCCGCUGGUGAGCAGGACUUAGUAUCAUACGAUUUAACAGCUGGGCUCAGUUCACAGAAUAUUUCUUUUGAAACUUUUGCCAAGAACAUCUGGUCGUACAUCAUGAAUUUCUAUCCGGACGGACCCAAACCAUUCUUCAAAAUGGAUAUUUUCAUGACGCUAUUUAACCGUACUGCAGCGAUAUUAGAAAAAGAGCCAAGCGUUCUUGAACUUACCGGUGAAGUGACAGUAAUGGGACCGAUCUACGGCGAAGGUGAUUCGCUGAUCACAUUACUGUCGCUAGUCGGAAUGCCACCGCAAAAAUCUUUCGUAUUUCUUGGAUGCUACUUUGGACUGGGCUUCGGUUUGUCCCCUCUGGAAAGCCUAAUGCUUGUUUUCUGCUUGAAAUGCCUCCACCCAACAAAAAUUUACCUUCUCAAAGGUCAUCUCGAGGAGCCGGCAUCGAUUAAGAGUCUGGGACUAGACGAUUGGUUAGUGCGCCGGCGAAUUCCGACUGACUCUGUGUCGAAGGCUUCUGAUACGGUCAUACGCACGGUAGCUUCUAUGCCUAUAGCUGCUAUGAUUGGCCCAAAAAUUCUAUGCAUUCCCGGUGGACCAGGUCCCAUCAUACGCGAAAAUGGUUUAGCAGCACUGAAAGCAUGUUCACGAAUGUCGAUGAAUCAGUUGGAUAGGUCCAUGUGUAUGGAAGCUGCAUGGACAGUCAUGAAGUUGGAAGCAAAUCCAGUGACCAUUGACGAUGGAAUACCGACGUUCACCGAAUCACAAUGCUCGGCGUUUUGCAAAGCAAAUGGACUGGCUGUGAUAAUACGAGGAAGACAACUGGUGAAUGAUAAAUUUCUAAUCGAUAAACCUAAUCAGACGUUUUUUAGUUGUAAUGUGGACGAAGGCUUUCUCAAUUAUCCAAAAGAAGUGCUGACAAUCGUCUCAGCUGUGGCCUACCUGGACAACUUCCGGAAUUACGCUGCUGCCAUGACUAUUCAAGGAAUGAAUGCGAGUUUUUUGUUCAUUAGACCGAAUAGGCAACCUCAGAAUAACACAAUUCGGAGGCGCAUGGCUUUGGAGGAGCCAAGAAGGUGGAGUGGGGCAGGGGGCGGGAGGAAAAGGACUAUCACAGUAAAAGGGGAGCGAUGCCCACAAAAACGUUAG
Messenger RNA from Haemonchus placei, 1149 nucleotides. Lineage: Eukaryota; Metazoa; Nematoda; Chromadorea; Rhabditida; Trichostrongylidae. The record is from the annotation of a GenBank genome assembly.